AUGCACAAGGUUUCAGACGAACUAUUGGUACUUGAUGAAUUCACAGGCAUUUUUGAGCCUAUUGGCAACAGGUCGCUGCGUUAUCUUGCCCAAAAACUGCCUGAUGCGAUGGCAAAUACCCAAACGGAUCUUGCCAGGGCAUGUAUCGCGUACAUGAAAUACGGCAUCUUUGAACGUGGAAUGGCUCAGUCCGACGGAGAGUUUGAGACUAGACUGUUAACAAACUCGUUCCAUGAGUACGCGUCUUGCUACUGGGGGCAUCAUGCGAGAGAGGCUGGACUGAAAGCGCAGACAGCUACCCAAAUCAUGUCGGAUAUCCAACCUAAUUGGGAGUACAGGACCUUGAAAGAAGAGAUUAUACGGUUCCUAGGUGGUGGGCCUUGCUUUUUGGCCGCACUUCAAACUCUCAAUUCUAGCGGGCCUUAUUACGCCAAAGGGCUAGUGCUCAAAAACGCAAGACUGGAUAAAGAUCGGCCUGUGUUUCCUGAAUAUAGCCAAAGAUCUCCAGAGGGAAUUACAGGUAUGCAUGUCGCGGCUUGGUUUGGCUUAGCUGACAUUAUUCCUGGGUUGGUCGAAGCCGGGUUGCAUCCAGACGCCGAAAGCUAUUGUGGACGCACGCCACUAUCCGUGGCAGCCAGUCAAGGGCACAAGAAAGCCGUAUCCCUUCUUGUCACCAGGUACAGGGCGGACCCCAAGUCCAAGGACGAUCGCGGAUUCACCCCACUACAGUAUGCUGCCUGCAAAGGCUAUACACGGGUUGUGCAGUACUUGAUUGGUAUUGGAGCUGAUAUAAAUUCAUAUUCAGACCUCGGAGUAUCAGCCCUUUCGUGUGCUGCAAUGCAUGCGCAUGAAGAGGUGGUGCGUGUACUUUGUGAUAGAGGCGCCAACGUCAAUUCAGCCGAUUCCUUAUGCUACCAGACGCCAUUAAUCUUCGCUGUCAUCAGUCGCGACGAGUUUGUUGUCCGGAUGAUCCUGCAGAAAGGUGCUCUAGUUGAUGUGGAGGACGAAUCUGGUCGGACUGCGCUGGGUUGUGCUGCAGCUCAAGGCAGCGAGACAAUUGCGAAGAUACUCUAUCAGGCAAUUGUCGGAGACCCAAAUGUACUCAGUCGACACAACUCGCUCUAUGGGAGAAAGCCACUCUCGGAAGCUGGGCGUGUUCUCAUGGCGGGCAUCGUUGGUCAACAUAGACGGUAG
This is a messenger RNA of Aspergillus melleus, 1194 nucleotides long. RefSeq names its product ankyrin repeat domain-containing protein. Lineage: Eukaryota; Fungi; Ascomycota; Eurotiomycetes; Eurotiales; Aspergillaceae. Gene Ontology annotation, biological process: positive regulation of transcription by RNA polymerase II. The coding region runs from base 1 to 1194 and encodes 397 amino acids. The transcript has 2 exons. The record is from RefSeq and is a predicted model, not a curated record. Gene Ontology annotation, molecular function: transcription cis-regulatory region binding; protein binding. Gene Ontology annotation, cellular component: nucleus.